GAAGCGGCUGCUGGCUCGGAAGUUGCCGUGCUCUCCGCCAACGUCUAGACAACCUCCAGCACCUCAACGCCAGUUCAACACCACCUAUACUCUCCGCUCCGACACCAUGUCAGCCCUGCCGCGGUCAAUUGGCUCGCGGCUGCUCCCCUUAGUCGCCCGGCCCACAGUGCGGAGGGCAUUUGCACCUCAGAUCCGCCUUUACGCCGACCAAAACGCCUCGAAGAUCAGCGCGCAGAAUGCACCUGCAGAGAAGCCCGCGGACUCGGCCAUAGUCAGCCGGGAGGGCGCUGGGGAGAGUACACCGUCGCAUCAGCCAGACUAUGAUGUCUCCAUUGACUACCGGGUCUCGAACUUCUCCCCCAUCCCGAAACGAGUGAUGGAUGGUAGCGAGCCCGGUGAUAGUGUAGCCGCAGCUGUGUUAUCAGGUGCACCAGUAGACCUCCAAGCCCGAACAGUCCGCAUCUACCGCCCAACCAAAACCGCCACUCAAUCCGGCGACUGGCACUCGCACCACUGGGUCAUGGACUGGGACCCGCUCCCAAAGGGCCACCGAUGGGAGAACCCUCUGAUGGGGUGGCAGUCCUCGGCCGACUUCAUGCAGGGCUAUAGCGUGACCUUCAAAAGCAAAGAAGCCGCUGUCGCAUUUGCCAACAAGCAAGGCUACGAAUACUUUGUACAGGAGCCGAACGAGCGCAAGUUUGUGCCUAAGGCGUAUGCCAACAACUUUGUGCAUAGUCCGAAGAAGUUGAAGAUCAUCAGGACGAAAUGAGUGGCAGGAGGGAUUGAAUUAUUGUGUAUAUAUCGGAAUGGGUUCUCUUUUGUAGAGUAUA
Messenger RNA from Mytilinidion resinicola, 830 nucleotides. RefSeq lists its product as uncharacterized. Gene Ontology annotation, biological process: electron transport chain. The transcript has 3 exons. NCBI's taxonomy places the organism in Eukaryota, Fungi, Ascomycota, Dothideomycetes, Mytilinidiales, Mytilinidiaceae. The record is from RefSeq and is a predicted model, not a curated record. Bases 107 to 769 code for a protein of 220 amino acids.